Molecule: messenger RNA, 309 nt
Organism: Pelobates cultripes (western spadefoot toad)
Lineage: Eukaryota; Metazoa; Chordata; Amphibia; Anura; Pelobatidae
Source: the annotation of a GenBank genome assembly
AUGGAGGCCCAGAGAGAGGACGGCUCGAUGGAGGCCCAGAGAGAGGACAGCUCAAUGGAGGCCCAGAGAGAGGACAGCUCAAUGGAGGCCCAGAGAGAGAACAGCUCAAUGGAGGCCCAAAGAGAGGACAGCUCGAUAGAGGCCCAGAGAGAGGACAGCUCGAUAGAGGCCCAGAGAGAGGACCGCUCGAUGGAGGCCCAGAGAGAGGGCAGCUUCAUGGAGGCCCAGAGAGAGGACCGCUUGAUGGAGGCCCAGUGGGAGGACAGAGCGAUGGAAGUACAAAGAGAGCCCUGUGUACUGGAGGCCUAG